GGCCGAUGAGGUUUUAACCUGGAAGGGGCGGGGCCAGCUGUAAACAUUAGCAACCACACAGAACGCUCAAGAGCAGUUCAUCUAACUUCACACGAAGGCUGCCUGUAGAUCCAACAACACGAAUCUGUAAACAUUCAAGUGGGACUGUAUCUGGUUUUUCGGGAUAACCAACCAUUGUCGUGAAGCCAUCUUUGGCUGAGCGAUGCCACUGGCCCCCAGCUGCGACUGCCCCCACCUGGACUGUGUGGGGGAGAUCACCAAGGAGGAACUUAUCCAGAAGUCCCAUGGCCAGUGUCAAGACUGUAAAGUUGGAGGGCCGAAUUUGUGGGCGUGUUUGGAGAACGGCUGUGCGUAUGUAGGCUGUGGAGAGUCUCACGCUGACCACAGCACAGGACACUCGCAGGAGACAGGCCACAACCUGACGGUGAACCUGACCACACUUCGAGUGUGGUGUUACGCCUGCAGCAAGGAGGUCUUCCUGGACCGUAAACUUGUCGCUCAGGCCCCUCAGUUCAACAGCAAGCCCCUCCCUUCCUCUCAGAAUGCCGCUCAGGCUAACAACAGGGCCGCCAUGAGCCCCGCCUCGCUCAGAGUGUCCUCGAACGGUGUCUGUGAAGACCUGGAGAUGGAGACGGAGGAAGAGGACGACGUCCGGGCUCGAGGCCUGACCGGACUGAAGAACAUCGGCAACACGUGCUACAUGAACGCUGCCCUCCAAGCCCUGUCCAACUGCCCGCCCUUGACGCAGUUCUUUCUGGAGUGUGGCGGCCUGGUGAGGACGGACAAGAAGCCAGCACUGUGCAAAAGCUACCAGAGGCUUGUGUCUGAACUUUGGCACAAGAACAGUCCCUCCUAUGUGGUCCCAACCAAUCUGUUCCAGGGAAUCAAAGCCAUAAACCCAAUGUUCAGGGGAUAUUCUCAACAGGACUCGCAGGAGUUUUUGCGCUGCUUGAUGGACCAACUUCAUGAGGAGCUGAAGGAGACGCUGCCUGAGCCGUACGAGCAGUCUACCGGCGUCACGGUAGACGAUUGCCCGGAGGAGGAGAACCGCAGCCAAUCGGACAACGACUUUCAGUCAUGCGAGUCAUGCGGCAGCAGCGAGCGGGCUGAUAACGAGGCGCAGCCUGCAAGCAUGCUGAUAGACGACAACGAAGCGGAGAUGCUGAUUCCCGAGCAAGAUGACAUCCAGGCCAACAGGGAGUGGCAGAAGGAGAAGAACAUGAUCAAUGACAUCUACCGCUGUGGAGUUAACGGUGUCAUGGCAGACAACAGCGCAGAGGACAUGGACAAGGAUGUAGACACCACCGCAGAGACCACGCCCAUUAUCAGCAGUCAGGGACACAUUAAGGUGCAAAGCAGGACAUCAGAAUCUUUUCCAGACAUCCAAAUGUCCAACAUUGCAAGACCACAAAGUCCAGUGCCUUUGGAGGGGCACAUUUCCAAAAUGUCCAGCAGUCCACCCAAAGCUUCCUCCGUGUGGCCCAGCCUCAAUGCUGCACACAAGAAAGUUAACACCUUCUCCCCACCAAAGAGCAAGUGUCAAAAGAAAUACCGCAGCGUCAUCUCAGAUGUCUUUGAUGGGACCAUCGUCAGCUCUGUGCAGUGCCUCACCUGUGACCGGGUGUCCGUCACGCUGGAGAACUUCCAGGAUAUCUCCUUGCCCAUCCCAGGCAAGGAAGACCUGGCCAAGCUCCACUCGUCCACCCACCAGACAUCCCUGGUCAAAGCCGGCUCCUGCGGGGAAGCGUAUGCGGCGCAGGGCUGGAUCGCCUUCGUCAUGGAAUACAUCAAGAGCUGGUUCUGGGGUCCAGUGGUGACGCUACAAGAUUGUCUGGCAGCCUUCUUUGCUCGAGAUGAGCUAAAAGGAGACAACAUGUACAGCUGUGAAAAAUGCAAGAAGCUACGAAAUGGAGUCAAGUUUUGCAAAAUGCAAAGUUUGCCAGAGAUCCUGUGUAUCCACUUGAAGCGCUUCCGGCAUGAGCUGAUGUUCUCCACCAAGAUUGGCACCCACGUUUCCUUCCCACUAGAGGGCCUGGACCUGCAGCCCUUCCUGGCCAAGGACAGCUCGGCCCAGACGGCCAACUACGACCUGCUGUCGGUCAUCUGCCACCACGGCACCUCCAGCAGCGGCCACUACAUCGCCUACUGCAGGAAUGACUUCAACAACCUGUGGUAUGAGUUUGACGACCAAAGUGUGACCGAGGUCUCUGAGUCUUGCGUCCAGAAUGCUGAGGCUUACGUGCUCUUUUAUAAAAAGAGCAAUGAGGAUGCGCUGAAGGAGCGUAGGAGGGUGUCGGGCUUACUUAACAUAAUGGAGCCCAGCCUCCUCCAGUUCUACAUCUCCCGACAGUGGCUCAACAAGUUCAGGACUUUUGCCGAGCCGGGGCCUAUUUCCAACGAUGACUUCCUGUGCUCGCAUGGAGGUGUACCGCCCAACAAAGCGGCCUACAUCGACGACCUGGCCGUCAUGCUGCCUCAGAACGUGUGGGAUCACCUUUACAGCAGAUACGGCGGCGGUCCAGCUGUCAAUCACCUGUACGUCUGUCACGCGUGCCAGAUUGAGAUAGAAAAGCUGGAGAAGCGGCGCAAGUCGGAGCUGGACAUGUUUGUCCGGCUGAACAAGGCGUUCCAGGAGGAGGAGUCUCCAGUGGUCAUAUACUGCAUCAGCAUGCAGUGGUUUCGCGAGUGGGAGGCUUUCGUCAAAGCCAAAGACAACGAUCCACCAGGACCCAUUGAUAAUUCCAAGAUAACGGUGAACAAGGGUGGCCAUUUAACACUCAAACAAGGGGCGGACUCGGGCCAGAUCUCGGAGGAGACGUGGAACUUCCUCCACGCCAUCUACGGUGGCGGGCCCCUGGUGACAGUGCGGCCCAACAUCAGCCACCAGGAGGUGGAGACAUCCCAGUCGGAGGAAAAGAUCGAGGUGGAGACACGCUCUCUUUAAGGCGGCAAGUUGACUUUGCACAUGACUUUGGUUUGAUUGAUGAAGCGCCAAGGACCUGAUGAUCUCCGAGAGGGAAGCAAGCUUUGUGCUUGUACAAAAGAGCUCCUGGCUUUCUGUUAGCUUCUUUUCACAUUUGAAACAUGUGCAGCUAAGAAAAAUCACAUCCACUGAAUGCCAUAAUGCUUGUAUUAUUUUUUUGUUCUUCCUGACCAAAAAAGCACAUAACACACGUUUUUUCGUCUUGUUUUUGCUGAUCAUCACAAUACGUCUUGCUGUCAAUAUGACAUUAUGCUGUUGUAUUCUGGGACUGUCCUAGGAGGGACGUUGUGAGACUUGUGGCAUGACCACUGAUAUGAAGGGAAUACAGUGGAACCUCGCUUUUCCUAAUUCAUUGCUUCCAAAUGUCCGACCAAAACCAAAACGUACAAAAACUGAGGCAGUUUUCCCCACUCCCUCAGCGGGUGCGCUGGAGUGUAAAUUUCAAUUAGGUCCGAGAUGUAUCGAGGGGCCAGCCCAUUCAACGACUUAAAAACAAACAAUAUCUUAAAAUCAAUUCUAAAACAAACAGGGAGCCAGUGCAGGGAGGCUAGAAUUGGGGUGAUAUGCUCCCUUUUUUUCCUGUUAAAAGCUGUGCUGCAGAGUUCUGGACUAACUGUAUGCCGUUUCUCACCUGCAUCAAAUUGCUGCCACUUGCAACUUUCUUUGGCCCAAUGGUGGGCCAUUGAGCAGCCACAGUCAAUAAUAAAAUGUAUGGACAGUGAGUCAGCAACACUGGUACUUGGUUUUGGCACUUGAUACAGUCUUGGAACGAUACAGUACAGGACAAAGGGACUAGUUUGUUACAUGCGAUAUUUUACCAAAACAGAGAAUAUUUUGGUGAAAAUUUUCAACCAAAACUGGGGAAAUGAAAAGCGAGGUUUGACUGUACUUAUUAAUCUGACUAGUCUCAGGAAUGACGUGUGUGUGUGUGUGAUGGACAUGCUCCGUCACGCUUGAAUGUACAGUUGUAUGUUGGUUCAGACUCAGCACUUGGUUAUUUAUCACAUCAAGAAUGAAAGUUCUUAGUUUUGUAUAAAGAGAUAGCUUAAGAAUGCAUGUUUUUAACAUUAAAAAAGGAAAAAUCUCAUCCAACGUCUUGUAGAUGCUAAAUGUGCACUCAAUAAUCAGCAUCAUUAGCGGCAGUCUCAUGAAGGGCAUUCUUCUCAUCUGGGCAUGGCUGCUGCAUAUUGAACAGAAUGCUGUAAUCUUUAUGUUAGCUUACGGACCAUUAAGGAAGAUAUCUUCUGAUUUUUGUUGCCUC
Dunckerocampus dactyliophorus (ringed pipefish) is the source of this 4244-nucleotide messenger RNA. It is a transcript of the gene usp33, whose product is annotated as ubiquitin specific peptidase 33. The transcript has 24 exons. Gene Ontology annotation, molecular function: zinc ion binding; cysteine-type deubiquitinase activity. The coding region runs from base 203 to 2944 and encodes 913 amino acids. Gene Ontology annotation, biological process: protein deubiquitination. Lineage: Eukaryota; Metazoa; Chordata; Actinopteri; Syngnathiformes; Syngnathidae. The record is from RefSeq and is a predicted model, not a curated record.